AUGAAUUAUUUGAGUAGUGUAGGGCUUGGUCUGAGUCUUGUUUUUGGGUGUCUUUUGCUGGCUUUGCUUUUUGAGAUUUACUACUUGUUAUGGUGGAAAAAUAGGAUUAUCAAGAGAAGUAAUGAAGAUGGUCAUUACAAUAGCCCAGCAAAAGAAUUUUUCUACAAAUUAUGUUGCAAAAAGUCAUCUUCUUCAAGCACAACUGGUGCUCAAGAAAUAAGUUUCUCAGAGACAUUUUAUCAAACACCGCAAGCACAACAAAUUCAUGACAGUUCAAACAACAACAAGGACUUGCAGUUCAAUCCCUUUGGAUCAGAAGAUAUCAUGCCAAGGUUUCUCUUCACUAUAGAAGAAGAAACAAGAGAAGAUUUGGAAUCUGAAAAUGGAAGAUCCAGUUUUGACAUCAUUAGGAAAAAAACAAGAAGUAAAAGUUUGAGUGAUUUACUUCACAAUAUUGCUGAAACUCCAUUCUUGACUCCUGUUGCUUCACCCCCAUAUUUUACUCCUCCUUUAAGCCCAUCAUCAUCAUCACCAUUACCAUCAGAUUAUAUUCAAAAGGGCUGUUUUAAUCCACUACAUGAAUCAGAAGGUGAUGCAGUAUUCAAUAUAUUGAGGUCUUCCCCACCUCCAAAAUUGAAGUUCUUGAGUGAUGCAGAAGAUAAACUUUAUAGGAGAAAAUUCAUGGAAGAAGAAGUGGGACUUAGUCAAAAUCACAGUUUCGUAGAAGAGUAUCAUCCUUCAAGCGCUUCGUCGGAGGAUUCUUGUCCUCCAUACUAUAACAGCAAUCCCAAUAUCAUGAUGAAUGAAUUAACCAAUUGA
Fraxinus pennsylvanica is the source of this 819-nucleotide messenger RNA. The record is from the annotation of a GenBank genome assembly. NCBI's taxonomy places the organism in Eukaryota, Viridiplantae, Streptophyta, Magnoliopsida, Lamiales, Oleaceae.